Molecule: messenger RNA, 1986 nt
Organism: Sordaria macrospora k-hell
Lineage: Eukaryota; Fungi; Ascomycota; Sordariomycetes; Sordariales; Sordariaceae
Biological process (GO): mitotic spindle organization; cell population proliferation
Cellular component (GO): cytoplasm
Source: RefSeq, a predicted model, not a curated record
AUGGACAUGGAUCUAGAUGACGCUCCCUCGAGGAGAAACAACACACACCAAGCUACCGCGGGCGACCACAUCGACGACAGCAAGAGCAGUGAAGCUGGCACCGCGACAUCGCCGCCUAUCGGCCGUGAUCCCUCGCCGCCGAAAUCUGUCCGCCCCAUGUCGCGCAUCAUCUCCGGCAACGAGCUCUCCCCUCUCAAGAUCCUCCAGCACCAGCCGCAACAGCAGCCAUUGCCUGAAAGCGCCGACUCCCCUCUAUCGCCUGCGGCAAAGAGCAUGGCCCCGCCCCCGCUUCCGCAAAGCGCCCGCAAAGCUCCCAUCAAGCGUUUCCCCGUCAAGGUCAGCCCUUCGUUGCCCGGCAGCGAGUCGACGCGCUCCUCUUCAAGAGACUCGCAAGAUCGUCGGAUAAGCCUGCAGGAUGUGAUACGCGAAAACGGAGGCAUCAAACAAGCAAUCGACAUAUUCGAGGAUGACGAUGUCGACAUGACCGGCAUCGAGGGCGACAACGGUUCCAAGCACUCGCUUCUACAGAAUGCGUCGGCAAACAAUACGGGCGGCGAACAUGAACAGGCGAUACACGACGAAUCCGUCUGCGAAGGGAACGAUACCAUGGUCAGCACGUUUAGCACGUUUUCGGCCGUCCCCGACCUCACCAAGUUUUCGCACAUGCGAUCCGAGAGCGCAAGCAGGUUCUCUGUGCUCGGUGGAGGGGUGUCGCCUACGAAGCAGACACUGCACGCAAACGGCCUGGUGUCUGAUAACAGAACAACGACCGGAAAGAAGAGAGAUUUCGACUCUGGCAAUGGCUCGAACCUGCUAGACUUUACGGAUACGCUACGAUAUGGAGGCUACGGAGCACCACAGACCUCGCCCACACGCCGCACCCAGUUUGCACCGCCGAGGCCUGGUAGUACCGAUUCUGCCACCACGACGCCCCAGCGCCCGGGCAGCAAUCUCUCUAACAUUCUCGACUUCGACAUCCCACCUAUGCCGACACCUCGCAGCGUCCCGACCAUCACACCUCGCGAACUCGAAACUCUGAAAUCCGGCUUCCUUUCCGAGAUCAGCAGCCUCAAGGCUUCGCUGAGCGGCAAGGAAGCAGAGGUUACGUCGUUAAAAACAGCUGUGAGCGACGCCGAGAAGCGGGUGGGCGAGUGCAUGGAGAGGCUUCACGAGGUGGAGAGCAGGCACGAGUCACUGGAAACCGAGAAAAACACAUGGGAGCGGCGGGGUCGAGAAAUGGAGGUCGUGUUGCGGCAGGUCAAGGAGCAGAUCGUGCUCGGCCAGCGCGAGAGAGAGGAGCUCGAGUUCAAGCUGGACGAAGCCGAGAAGCGUCGGGAAGCGGCCGAGAUGAUGGCUCAGGAUGCCGAGAGCAAGAUGGCUGGUAUGCGUGCUGGUAAGGCCAGCGCGGAGGCUGCUGCUCACGAGUCACCUGACAAGGCGAGGGGACAGCCUUCGUCCAACAAGGAGGUGGAGAUGGCGGUGGAACGCGUGGCUCGCGAGCUUCAUGCGCUGUACAAGAGCAAGCACGAAACCAAGGUGGCGGCGCUCAAGAAGAGCUACGAAAGUCGCUGGGAGAAGAAGGUGCGCGACCUGCAGGCGCAGGUGGAUGAGUUGAGCCGGGAGAACGAGGAGCUGCGAAAGCAGAGAGACCAAGACAAAACGGCGUUGGCGACCCUCAACCCGGCGCGGCUUACAGAGCUGGAGGAGGAGCGCAAGGCCGACCGGGCGCGGAAUGCGGUGCAAAUCAGGGAGUUCGAAGCCGAGGUAGAAAAGCUCGUGGCUAUUCUUCAGACUGUCAAGGAAGAUAAUGAUGAACUUCGGCAACUCCUGGAACAGGAAAGGGUCGAAAAGGGAGAACUGGUUCGCCUGGCCGAGGAGAUGAUGAGCAUGCAACAAGAGCUGCCGACGCCCGCGCCCGCACCUGCAUCCGCACAAAACAACAACUACCUGUCGAGUACCGGUGGCCCGGGGCCCUUCCGACCGUAG